AUGGCCUUUUACAAAUAUGUUGUAACAGCGCAAAAACCUACUGCUACACAGUACUCUGUGAAAGGCCCAUUUACAGCAAACGAUGAAAUGAAUCUAAUAUUGGGGAAAGGGACACGGAUUGAGAUCUAUACACUGACGCCCGAUGGAUUGAAACCAACGUUAGAAUUUACAAGUGGAGAAAUUGGAGCCACCGGUUCACCUUAUGCAAUAUCUCAAGACGUCUUUGGGAUGUUUGAUCCUACCUGCAAAUACUUUGCAACGGCACUUAACGAAUCCAUGGUGGCAAUAUCGAAAUCUGACGCGUUUAACCAGCGAAGCAGUAGUAGUAUUAACGGCGUUGGUAAUACUAUCAACAAUGCAACCAACCCGCAAGGACGUCGAAGUUCACUCAAAGCUGCGAAGGCUCGUAAUAAGAAUCAACGACAACAACAACAGCAAAUCAACUUGGGACUGGGAGGGAACAAGUUGGUCUCUAUGGCAUUUUUACAUGAUACUCAGGUACCAACGCUCGCGAUAUUAUACGAUGACCCAGACGACGAGAUGCGACAUGUUCGAGCGUACGAGCUGGAUCCGACCACGCGCGAAUUCGUACCCAAAGAUGAAAUGAUUGAAGAGUUUCCGUCAAGUUGGAAUGAUAAUUUUCUGGUCCCAUUACCAGCUCCCUUGGGCGGUACCUUGUUAGUCGGCGAGGCAUCCGUUCAUUUCUUAAAGUUAGGGAAGGCACCGCGCGGCUUGGGGAUUAACAAAUGCUCUAUAAACUGUUAUACUAUCAUGGAUGAAAGCGGAACAAGAAUUUUGCUGGGUGAUCAGGCACAAGGCACUUUGCACUUGCUGCAAUUGACUUUAUCAGAAAAAGAACCGAAUACAGUCGAACGACUACAGUUUUCAGCAUUGGGAAAGGUUUCAACUCCAUCUUGUCUUACAUACCUUGACAAUGAUGUUGUAUUCAUUGGCUCUACCACAGGCGAUUCUCAACUAGUGCAUCUGGAUAUAUCGCGUCGAUCACCGGAAAGAGACGUGAUUGAAGUUAUUGAGGAGUUUCCGAAUAUCGGACCCAUCACCGAUUUCUGUAUUGCAGAUUUGGAUAAGCAGGGACAAGAUCAAUUGAUCACUUGCUCAGGCGUGGGUCGUGACAGCUCACUUCGGAUCAUUCGAAACGGUGUUGGAUUGAACGAACUGGCAACAAUUGAGAUAAGUGGUGUGAAAGGCAUCUGGGGCUUACGACCAUCGCAUGAUGAUAUGCUAGUAUUUUCGUUCAUAAGCCAAACUCGGAUAUUGCAGCUACGAGGGGACGAAAUGCGUGAGUUAUCAACAUAUUCUGGAUUUGCUUUGGAUCGACAGACAUUAGCUGCUGGCACUGUCAUUGGCAAUCGUGUUAUUCAAGUAACGGACUACAGUGUGAGAUUGAUGGGGUGUGGGAUGGAUAGUCCCUUGCUGGACGAAUGGAUACCAUCAGACAUGUCGCAGAUCACCGUAGCAAGCGUCAAUCCUUCGCAAUGCGUUGUGUCUACCGGUUAUGGGCGUCUCUAUGCGCUCCAAAUUCAAGACGAUGAUCGAUUACUACAAAUUGGAGCGACCCAGUUAGAUCAAGAAGUGUCUUGUAUCGACAUCACCUCAUUGGAUUCCAUGAACCCAUAUACAGCAUCCGUGGUAGCCGUGGGUGUUUGGCGACAAGUUGGUGUCCGGCUACUAUCGUUACCAUCACUUGACAUGGUUGCCGAGGAAACGCUGGCAGGUACAGCCAUGCCUCGUUCGAUUCUCAUGGCCAAGUUUGAAGAUAUAUCGUAUCUGCUUGUUGCGCUUGGUGAUGGCCAAUUUUAUAACUACAAGAUGAAAGAGGGAGGACAGCUUUCGGAUGAGAAACGAUCCUUUUUAGGCAAAAUGCCGAUUUCUCUCGGAACGUUCUCAUCCAAUGGCACGAUGCAUGUUUUUGCAGCUUCAGACAAACCAAGUGUGAUCCACAGCCGAAAUCAGAAACUCAUUUAUUCCAAUGUCAAUCUCAAGGAUGUCCGCUGUGCAACAUCUUUCAAUAGCCUGUCAUUCCCGGAUGCAGUGGCUCUCACGACUAAAGAUGGGCUGAUUAUCGGACAAAUGGAGGAAAUUCAAAAAUUACACAUCACCAAAAUACCCACCAACGACACACCCCGAAGGAUCGAGUACCAAGAAUCGUCAAGGACGUUUGGCGUAGUAACGUCUACAUUAAUACCAGGAACACGGCUGACUGCAAAAACCACAACGAGUGCAUUUGAAAUUCGGGAUGAGCAGAAUUUCAAAGUCAUUGACCGAGUCUAUAUACAAAACUUUGAGCGAAUAUUAUCUUUAACGAAUAUGGUGUUUGAUAACGAUGGUACUGAAUACUAUGUGCUGGGCACAGGCGUCAUGGGCGAUCCAUAUGAAAGAGGAAGCACAGGUCGACUUUUGGUAUAUCGAAUCACGCCUGAACGGACAUUACAUUUAGUCAACCAGUUCCGAACAGAGGCCAUGGUUGAGAACAUUCGUCCAUUCCAAGGAAAAUUACUUGCCAGUGUCUCUGGGACAAUACAUUUAUAUCGAUGGGAACUCGAAGUAAGUGGACGAGGCCACUUGGCAUCCGUAUGCACAAUCCGUGUUCCUACCAUCAGUCAGUCAAUUGCUACAUACAACGACACCAUCGUUAGUGGAGACAUGCUUUCAUCGGUGGUUGCCAUUCACUACGACUCGCACAAACAGACCAUGAAACUUGCCGCACAAGAUCCACAGCCAAAGCAAAUCACAUCCGUUGAAGCUCUCAGUGAUGAUUUAUACAUUGCAGCAGCAGAAGAAAGCGGACACUUGCUCGUAUUGAAGCGCACCGACAACAGCAAUAACAGCAAAAAUACCGAAAAGAGAAAUGACAGUACCAGUAAUAGUGACACCAAUUUGGAGAUUGUAAGCCAAUGGCACUUUGGUGAGCGAAUUCAACGGUUUCGGACAGGUUCACUGGGAUCUCAUCCUUCGGACGACAACAAGCCAGUGGCACCAUCUUUGAUCUUUUGUACAACCAACGGCACAAUUGGCGUCAUUGCGGAUCUCUCAGCCGAUCACUUUAAACUGUUAUGGCAAAUGCAGAAUAACCUUCUCAAGAUUGUACCAAGUCUGGGUGAUUUGAACCACACAGAUUGGCGAAGUAUAGCAAUCAACGAUAUUAGAGACAAGAGCUCACAUUUUAUCGAUGGAGAUCUCAUCGAAAGCUUUUUGGACCUGACGCCGCAGCAAAUGCGAGGCGUUGUUGAGGGACAUAAUGGCGGUCGAAAAUUGGAUUACACAGUGGAACGACUCUGCCAAGUGGUUGAGGAAUUGAUGAGCAUACAUUCUUAA
Molecule: messenger RNA, 3336 nt
Organism: Zychaea mexicana
Lineage: Eukaryota; Fungi; Mucoromycota; Mucoromycetes; Mucorales; Lichtheimiaceae
Product: mono-functional DNA-alkylating methyl methanesulfonate N-term-domain-containing protein
Exons: 14
Coding region: 1-3336 (1111 amino acids)
Cellular component (GO): nucleus
Molecular function (GO): protein binding; nucleic acid binding
Source: RefSeq, a predicted model, not a curated record